GUGUGAUACCUGGUUUAUUGAUCCAUGCCAUUUUGGCAGCAUAUUGCAGGUUAAAAAACUAAGAAUUAAACCAACAACAAAAUGAAUUCAUACGCUCUAUUAAAAAAGUACAUUAAGAAGCCUCCUAUACCAUUCAAUUCUAUUAUAAGAAAUGGAGACAAAGGCGAUUAUUUCGAUGGGACUAUUUUGGAAAAACCAGAAAAAUUGACGCCCAUGGACAUGGAACUAAGAAUACAGGCGGACAGGGUGAUGUAUUCACUAAAUAAGACGAUUUCAGUGUUAAACGUUUUGGCUCAUCUCCCAUUCAUACUACAGAACAAAGGUGAAUUAAUAGUGGAGAGUUUUAUACCCGAAGAAAGAGAUUUUAUUGCUUUAAUUUUCAGUCUUUAUAACCAAUCAAUGUCCACUGACCAGAAUGUUUUAGAAAGUCAAUGCACGUUUAUGUAUGAAUCGAUUAACAAUAUUAAGAAAGGAAAAAUGACAAAACAAGCUUGUGACGAUAUCGAUUGCGAUCCCAAUUUAACACAAAUUGUUCAUUUGCUGUUCAACAACAAAUGUAUACGGAACGCUAUCAGCAAAGCACGUCAUCCAGAGACCAUCCCAUUCAUUACUCAGUUCAUUAAGGACUUUGAAGAAUUGAAAGAAGUAGCGGAAGUGAAGUUGUACGUAACCGGAACCGAAGAAGAGGCAAGAGAUAAGAGACUAAGACAAGCUUUUAAAUCAAACAUUAUGUUGACUGCUGCUAUUCGAGAUUUGAAACAACAACUAGAAAUUCAAAGAAAAGAAUUAGGAGAUGAACUUAAUCAGAAAGUCGAUACAUUUAAGAUGUACAAUGAAAAAAUAGCUAAGCUUAAGGAGGAGUUUCAAAUAAGCAUAGAGAAAGACAUACACGAAUCUGAGAAAAGAAUGAUGCAUCAAUGCCUGGAGAGUGAAGAGAGACAAGUUGUGCUUGCCGAAGAAGCUCAAAACAUAGCCAAGGAAUACGACACGCUAUUGGAGAGUCACUUAGAGGCUGAGAAAAUUUUAAGAGCUAAGCGUCUAAAAACGGAAACUCAACUUCAAACCUGGCUUACAAAGUACGAUCAGGACAUAGGGGAUAAAAAUUCGGAAUAUGAAGGCCUCAAAAAAGAAUAUGACGAAGAAAAGGAAGCUAUGGAUGAUUUGGAGGAUAAAUUAGAGGAUCAAGAAAUAUUAUAUAAUAGGCUUAUGAGAGAAAAGGGUGAAGAAGAGCAAAGAAUAUAUUUGGAGAUAGCGUUUAAGAUAUUGAUGAAUCGUUCAGCUAGAAUCAUCCAAAGGGCUUGGAGAGCAUACAGGGCAAGGAAAUUAGCGAAGAGGAAAGGAAAGAAGGGUAAAAAAGGAAAGGACGCCAAACACCAAAAACCAAAAUUAACAGUAACAAGAAAGGAAGAUCCAAAUGCUGCAUUAGAAGGGAAAUUUAAAGGCAAGGUUUUUGAAGAAAUGGAAAAUCCUAAUGCCUUUUAAUUUUUAGAAAAUUGUAUACAAAAAAUAUAUGUUUACUUAAAUUAUAUCUACAUAUAUCUAAUCUUGAUCAGAAAAUUAAUAAAAAGAAAUAAUGUAAUAUGUAUUACUUAGUUUAUAUUAAAUAGUAAUAAAACUACGAAAAUUUCUGAUAUACAGAGGGGUUAAAUUAAAAACGUAAAAAUAAUGUAUAUUUAUUUUAUUUAGAUUUUUUCCAAAUAAUUUCUG
Messenger RNA from Sitophilus oryzae (rice weevil), 1707 nucleotides. RefSeq names its product dynein regulatory complex protein 10-like. The record is from RefSeq and is a predicted model, not a curated record. NCBI's taxonomy places the organism in Eukaryota, Metazoa, Arthropoda, Insecta, Coleoptera, Curculionidae. Bases 82 to 1482 code for a protein of 466 amino acids. The transcript has 9 exons. Gene Ontology annotation, molecular function: protein binding.